Hyla sarda is the source of this 8298-nucleotide messenger RNA. It is a transcript of the gene CNOT1, whose product is annotated as CCR4-NOT transcription complex subunit 1. NCBI's taxonomy places the organism in Eukaryota, Metazoa, Chordata, Amphibia, Anura, Hylidae. Gene Ontology annotation, biological process: nuclear-transcribed mRNA catabolic process, deadenylation-dependent decay. The transcript is spliced from 49 exons. Gene Ontology annotation, cellular component: P-body; CCR4-NOT core complex. Gene Ontology annotation, molecular function: molecular adaptor activity. The record is from RefSeq and is a predicted model, not a curated record. Bases 412 to 7626 code for a protein of 2404 amino acids.
GCUCGGGUGCGCGCCCGCUGGCUGACGUUAAACGUUAGACGUGCCUGGGUCUCCAGGUCGCCUGCUGAUUGGUUAACUCGUCACAGUUUCCAGGUCGAUGGGCGGAGUUUGGGUGAAAUAGGAGCGAGGAAGAGGAGGCCGCUGCGGGAGCGAGUGUAGCCAUUUUGUCGAAAACAAACGGAUAGAACCGGAAAGCGGGAAGGGAAAGGCGAGGCCCGGUCGUUAGUGGAGAUCACCGGCUGUAAGCGCUCGCUUGGUGCCAUGUUUCUGACCAGUAGAACAGGCUGAGGAUCCUGUUCACACAGCUCAGAAAUUGGCUCAUUUAAAGAAAUUAACCUGUCUGCGGAGACCAGGGGGGAAUAAUGGUGAUUUUGCGCCGGGCUCGGCCGCCUGCUUCCGCCCCAACCAGCAAUGAAUCUUGACUCGCUUUCGCUGGCCUUGUCUCAAAUCAGCUACCUGGUGGACAACUUAACAAAGAAGAAUUACCGUGCCAGCCAGUUGGAAAUACAACAUAUUGUGAAUCGGCACGGCCCGGAGGCAGACAGGCACUUGUUACGCUGUCUUUUCUCUCAUGUGGAUUUCAGUGGCGAUGGUAAAAGCAGCGGCAAAGAUUUUCAUCAGACACAAUUUCUGAUCCAGGAGUGUGCUUCGCUGAUAACCAAACCGAAUUUCAUCUCCACUCUUGCGUACGCCAUUGACAAUCCUUUGCACUAUCAGAAGAGCCUAAAGCCGUCUCCUCAUCUGUUUGCCCUGCUGAGUAAAGUUUUGAAGCUUAGCAAAGUCCAAGAGGUUAUCUUUGGCUUGGCUCUUCUCAACUCCUCCAGCUUGGACCUGCGUGGUUUUGCUGUGCAGUUUGUGAAGCAGAAGCUCCCUGAUCUCCUACGCUCUUACGUAGACGUGGACGUUGGUGGAAGUCAAGAAGGUGGAUUCCAAGACAUCGCCAUAGAGGUCCUGCAUCUCCUCCUCUCUAAUCUCCUUUUCGGCCAGAAGGGAGCCUUCGGGGUCGGACAGGAGCAGAUUGUAGCUUUCCUCAAAACCCUCCGCAGAGAUUUCCCCCAGGAGCGCUGUCCAGUGGUGCUUGCACCACUCCUCUACCCUGAAAAACGGGACAUCCUGAUGGAUCGGAUUCUUUCUGACUCUGGAGGGAUUACUAAAACAAUGAUGGACAGUUCCCUGGCAGACUUCAUGCAGGAAGUGGGCUACAGCUUCUGUGCCAGUGUGGAGGAAUGCCGCAACAUAAUUGUUCAGUUUGGUGUCCGAGAAGUAACUGCUGUGCAGGUUGCUCGGGUGCUGGGAAUGAUGGCUCGGACACAUUCAGGGUUGACGGACGGUAUUUCUCUACAGUCUAUUUCAUCUCCUGGCAGUGGAAUUUGGAGCGAUGGUAAAGAUAAGAAUGACAGUGUGCAGGCCCACACCUGGAAUGUAGAGGUCUUCAUAGAUGUUGUAAAAGAACUGAAUCCAAACUUGAACUUUAAAGAUGUCAUUUAUGAGCUUGAUAAUCCAAUGUUCCUAAUUCGGGACAGUAAGGGUCUUCAGAAUGUGGUGUAUGGAAUCCAGAGGGGACUUGGUAUGGAUGCGUUCCCUGUUGAUCUGAUCUAUAGGGCUUGGAAGCAUGCAGAGGGACAGCUUUCCUUCAUACAAUAUUCCCUGAUAAAUCCAGAUAUUUUCUGCUUUGCGGAUUAUCCCUGUCACGCUGUGGCCACUGAUAUCUUAAAGGCUCCUCCUGAGGAUGAUAAUCGGGAGAUUGCAACAUGGAAAAGUCUGGAGCUUAUUGAGUCCCUGCUUCGGCUGGCUGAGGUGGGAUUAUAUGAGCAAGUCAAACAACUCUUCAGCUAUCCUAUCAAACACUGUCCCGAUAUGCUGGUGCUGGCUUUACUCCAGAUUAACCCAUCGUGGAACACUCUUCGUCAUGAGCUUAUCUCCACACUUAUGCCAAUAUUUCUUGGUAACCAUCCCAAUUCUGCCAUCAUUUUGCACUAUGCAUGGCACGGUCAGGGCCAGUCUCCCUCCAUCCGGCAGCUGAUUAUGCAUGCCAUGGCAGAGUGGUAUAUGCGUGGUGAACAAUAUGAUCAGGCUCGGCUUUCUCGUAUACUUGAUGUGGCCCAAGAUUUAAAGGCCUUGUCGAUGCUGCUGAAUGCCACUCCAUUUGCCUUUGUUAUUGACCUUGCUGCACUUGCCUCCCGACGGGAAUACCUCAAACUGGACAAAUGGCUGACAGACAAAAUCCGGGAACAUGGGGAGCCUUUUGUCCAGGCAUGCAUGACGUUCCUCAAACGACGCUGUCCUUCUAUACUUGGUGGCAUUGCUCCAGAGAAAGACCAACCUAAAAGCGCCCAACUUCCUCCAGAAACUCUUGCAACUAUGUUGGCAUGUCUUCAAGCCUGUGCUGGGAGUGUGUCACAGGAGCUGUCUGAAACUAUUCUUACCAUGGUUGCCAACUGUAGUAAUGUAGUGAACAAAGCUCGUCAGCCGCCUCCAGGGGUGAUGCCGAAAGGUCGUCCACCCAGCACCAGCAGUUUGGAUGCAAUUUCUCCAGUACAGAUUGACCCUCUUGCUGCCAUGGCCUCUCUCAAUAUUAGUGGCUCUGCUGCUCCUCACACACAGAGCUUGCCUGCCUUUCCCCCCAACUUGGGCUCUGCAUUCAGCACCCCACAGUCACCAGCAAAGGCAUUUCCACCUCUCACAACUCCAAACCAGUCCACAGCAUUCAGUGGCCUUGGGGGCCUCUCUUCUCAGUUACCAGGUGGACUUGGUACAGGUAGUCUUUCUGGAAUGGGCACAGGAGGCUUAGGGCUUCCUGCUGUGAAUAAUGACCCAUUUGGACAAAGAAAACUCAGCACUUCUGGACUCAAUCAACCAACAUUCCAACAGACUGAUCUGUCUCAGGUGUGGCCAGAGGCUAACCAGCACUUUACUAAAGAGAUUGAUGAUGAGGCAAACAGCUACUUUCAACGGAUUUACAACCAACCGCCUCACCCAACAAUGUCUGUGGAUGAGGUGCUGGAAAUGCUGCAGAGAUUCAAGGAUUCCAGUAUCAAACGGGAGCGUGAAGUCUUUAACUGCAUGCUUAGAAACCUGUUUGAAGAAUAUCGCUUCUUUCCCCAGUACCCAGACAAGGAGCUUCAUAUAACUGCCUGCUUGUUUGGUGGAAUAAUUGAAAAGGGACUUGUCACUUACAUGGCAUUGGGGCUGGCACUGCGCUAUGUACUGGAAGCUCUCCGGAAGCCUUAUGGAUCGAAAAUGUACUUCUUUGGCAUUGCUGCACUAGAUAGGUUUAAGAACAGAUUGAAAGAUUACCCCCAGUAUUGUCAGCACUUGGCUUCAAUCAGUCACUUUAUCCAGUUCCCUCAUCAUCUGCAGGAGUAUAUAGAGUAUGGCCAGCAGUCCCGGGAUCCUCCGGUCAAGAUGCAGGGAUCAAUCACCACCCCUGGAAGCAUUGCACUUUCACAAGCCCAGGCACAAGCCCAGGCCCAGGUCCCAGCCAAAGCUCCCCUUCCUGGUCCGGUGAGCACAAAUGCAGUCACCACUUCUACUACCACAACUUCAGCCAAAACAAUCACCAUAACCAGACCCACUGGGGUCAGCUUCAAGAAGGAUGUACCGCCGUCCAUCAAUACUACAAACAUAGACACUCUGCUUGUGGCCACAGACCAGACAGAGAGAAUUGUGGAGCCCCCAGAGAAUGUGCAAGAGAAAAUAGCCUUCAUCUUUAAUAACCUGUCCCAGUCCAACAUGACGCAAAAGGUGGAAGAGUUAAAGGAGACAGUGAAAGAUGAAUUCAUGCCUUGGGUGUCUCAGUAUUUGGUAAUGAAAAGAGUCAGCAUCGAACUAAACUUUCAUAGCCUAUACUCCAAUUUUUUGGAUGCUUUGAAAAACCUUGAGUUCAACAAAAUGGUUUUGGCUGAGACUUACAGGAAUAUUAAGGUGCUUCUGACAUCUGACAAAGCUGCUGCUAACUUCUCUGACCGUUCGCUGCUGAAGAAUUUGGGCCACUGGCUUGGAAUGAUCACCCUGGCCAAGAACAAGCCUAUCUUGCACACAGUUAGUAGAAGAAUGGACCUGGAUGUGAAGUCCUUGUUGCUGGAAGCUUAUGUGAAGGGACAGCAGGAGCUUCUCUACGUUGUGCCUUUUGUUGCCAAAGUUUUGGAAUCCAGUGUCAGGAGUGUGGUUUUCCGGCCCCCAAAUCCAUGGACCAUGGCUAUUAUGAAUGUACUUGCAGAGCUUCAUCAAGAACAUGACCUAAAGCUGAAUCUCAAGUUCGAAAUUGAAGUUCUGUGUAAAAACCUGGCCAUAGACAUCAAUGAUUUGAAGCCUGGCAGCCUGUUGAAGGACAAAGAUCGUCUUAAAUCGUUGGAAGAGCAACUUUCUGCACCAAAGAAAGAUGUUAAACAAACAGAGGAGCUACCACCGAUCACGAAUGCCAAUGAGUAUGCCAUCCGUACAGCUGGAAAGCUCUGGGCUUCAGUUGAGAAGCAGGAGUCUGAUGCUGUAUUUACUGCAACAGCUACAGCACCGCCGCCCAGUGCCACAUGCACUGCCACCGCACCACCACAGCCACAGUACAGCUACCAUGACAUUCAUGUGUAUUCUCUAGCAGGUCUUGCUCCUCACAUCACACUUAAUCCCACGAUACCGCUCUUCCAGGCACAUCCACAGCUCAAGCAGUGUGUGCGCCAGGCUAUAGAGCGUGCAGUGCAAGAGUUGGUGCACCCUGUGGUUGAUAGAUCUAUCAAGAUAGCAAUGACCACUUGUGAACAGAUUGUACGAAAGGAUUUUGCACUAGAUUCUGAAGAGUCUCGAAUGAGGGUGGCUGCUCAUCACAUGAUGCGGAAUCUUACUGCUGGCAUGGCCAUGAUUACGUGUCGGGAACCUCUGCUUAUGAGCAUCGCAACUAACCUCAAGAACAGUUUUGCCACAGCUAUGCGGGCGGCCUCCCCUCAACAGCGUGAGAUGAUGGAACAGGCGGCUGCUCAGCUAGCUCAGGAUAACUGUGAACUGGCGUGUUGCUUUAUUCAGAAAACAGCUGUAGAGAAGGCUGGGCCAGAAAUGGACAAAAGACUCGCUACAGAGUUUGAGUUGAGGAAGCAUGCCAGGCAGGAAGGCCGACGCUACUGUGAUCCUGUUGUGCUGACUUAUCAAGCGGAGCGCAUGCCGGAACAGAUCAGAUUAAAGGUUGGAGGUGUGGACCCAAAACAGCUGGCUGUUUAUGAAGAAUUUGCACGUAAUGUUCCUGGCUUCCUACCCACUAAUGAUCUGACCCAGCCCACAGGAUUCUUGGCUCAGCCCAUGAAGCAACAAGCCUGGGCCACUGAUGAUGUUGCUCAGAUUUAUGACAAGUGCAUAACUGAACUGGAACAACAUCUACAUGCAAUACCUCCUGCUCUGGCAAUGAACCCCCAGGCCCAGGCUCUGCGCAGUUUACUGGAAGCUGUGGCACUUGCUAGAAAUUCUAGAGAUGCCAUUGCUGCAUUAGGUCUGCUACAGAAGGCUGUGGAGGGGCUCCUGGAUGCCACAAGUGGAGCAGAUGCUGACCUCCUCCUCAGAUACCGUGAGUGUCAUCUCCUUGUCUUAAAGGCUCUUCAGGAUGGGCGGGCCUACGGGUCUCCUUGGUGCAAUAAGCAGAUCACUAGGUGUUUAAUUGAGUGCCGGGAUGAAUAUAAGUACAACGUUGAGGCUGUGGAGCUGUUGAUCCGGAACCAUCUAGUGAACAUGCAGCAAUAUGAUGUCCAUUUGGCUCAGUCCAUGGAGAACGGGCUGAAUUAUAUGGCCGUGGCCUUUGCCAUGCAGCUGGUGAAGAUCUUGUUGGUAGAUGAACGCAGUGUGAGCCAUGUGACCGAAGCGGAGUUUUUCCACACCAUAGAAACUCUUAUGCGCAUUAAUGCUCAUUCAAGAGGCAACGCCCCAGAAGGGCUUCCUCAGCUGAUGGAUGUUUUGCGCUCUAAUUUUGAAGCAAUGAUUGAGCGGGCUCAGGGUGGGCCCAAUUUCAUGAUGCAUUCUGGCAUCUCUCAAGCUUCAGAAUACGAUGAUCCUCCAGGCCUGCGAGAGAAAGCAGAAUACCUUCUGAGAGAGUGGGUCAACCUAUACCAUUCUGCAGCUGCUGGGCGUGACAGCACUAAGGCCUUCUCUGCAUUCGUCGGUCAGAUGCAUCAGCAAGGGAUCCUUAAGACUGAUGACCUGAUCACUCGCUUCUUCCGGCUGUGCACGGAGAUGUGUGUGGAGAUCAGUUACAGAGCACAGGCUGAACAGCAGCACAACCCUGCUGCCAAUCCUACCAUGAUUCGAGCAAAAUGCUACCAUAACCUGGAUGCCUUUGUGAGACUGAUUGCUCUUCUGGUCAAGCAUUCUGGAGAGGCUACAAACACAGUGACUAAGAUCAAUCUUCUCAAUAAAGUCCUGGGUAUUGUUGUCGGGGUUCUGCUCCAAGAUCAUGAGGUGAGGCAGAGUGAGUUCCAGCAGUUGCCAUAUCAUCGGAUCUUUAUUAUGUUGCUGCUUGAGCUAAACGCUCCAGAGCAUGUGCUCGAGACCAUAAACUUCCAGACACUCACAGCUUUCUGCAAUACCUUCCACAUCCUUCGGCCAACUAAAGCUGCAGGCUUUGUCUAUGCCUGGCUAGAACUGAUUUCCCAUAGAAUAUUUAUUGCACGAAUGUUGGCGCACACACCACAGCAGAAGGGGUGGCCCAUGUAUGCCCAGCUGCUGAUUGAUCUCUUUAAGUAUCUGGCGCCAUUCCUUAGAAACGUUGAACUCACCAAACCUAUGCAAAUUCUUUACAAGGGCACUUUGCGGGUGCUGCUUGUGCUAUUGCAUGACUUCCCGGAGUUCCUCUGUGACUAUCACUAUGGCUUCUGUGAUGUCAUCCCUCCCAAUUGCAUCCAGCUGAGAAACCUGAUCCUGAGUGCCUUUCCACGCAACAUGAGGCUUCCAGACCCCUUCACUCCCAAUCUUAAGGUUGACAUGUUGAGUGAAAUUAACAUUGCCCCCAGAAUUCUCACUAAUUUCACUGGAGUGAUGCCCCCGCAGUUCAAGAAAGACUUGGACUCGUAUCUGAAGACACGUUCACCUGUCACCUUCCUGUCUGAGCUCCGCAGCAACCUACAGGUCUCUAAUGAGCCUGGAAACCGCUACAGUAUCCAACUGAUCAAUGCUCUGGUCCUUUAUGUUGGGACUCAGGCAAUCGCCCACAUUCACAAUAAAGGCAGCACGCCCUCCAUGAGCACCAUCACACACUCGGCACACAUGGAUAUCUUCCAGAACUUGGCUGUGGACCUGGACACUGAAGGUCGCUACCUCUUCCUCAAUGCAAUUGCCAACCAGCUGCGCUACCCUAACAGCCACACGCACUACUUCAGCUGCACAAUGCUGUACCUCUUUGCUGAGGCAAACACUGAGGCCAUACAGGAGCAGAUCACCCGGGUCCUGCUUGAGCGAUUGAUUGUGAACAGACCUCAUCCCUGGGGGCUUCUCAUCACCUUCAUUGAGCUGAUCAAAAACCCUGCCUUCAAGUUCUGGAAUCAUGACUUUGUGCACUGUGCUCCUGAGAUUGAGAAGUUAUUCCAGUCAGUAGCACAGUGCUGCAUGGGGCAGAAGCAAGCUCAACAGGUGAUGGAAGGUACUGGUGCCAGCUAGGUGACAACAUUGUUCUCCAUGGACUAGACACAGAUGACCACACAUCUGCAAUGUGAAGAAUCCUGGUUUUAUUUUCCGCCCGACAGUUGAGCUGAGAGUCCAUCUCCUCCUGGUUACAAGAGUCGAGCGCCAACGUCUGGGAGGAAAUUUUUACUUUUUUUUUUUUUUUUUGGCCAAACAAAGGAUGUUGUGAAUAUAUAUAUUUUUUUUCCCCCCUCCCGAUUCUUGUAAAUGCUGAUCUGAAAACACAAAGCCUUUUUGAGUCUUGGUUUGUCUGGUUUCUGGGGGUGGGGUGUUAACUCUUCCAUCCUGGUGCAUUGUCUGGCAGCAGAUGAACUGACCAUGGGGAAGGGACAGGAGCACUUGUGUAAAGCUGGCGGCAGGGCUCGCUAUUAUACUGCGUUGGACACCAGACGUUGACGCUUGUAAAGAAAAGCGACACUAUUUUCUGAGACUUGGGGUUUGGUUUGUAUUUUGGGGAGAGCUGCUCACCCUAUCCCACCAGCCAGACCAUAGUUUGUACAGAGCCCCCCUGUUCCUGGACCAAUACAGGCCAUUUUGUAGAAUUUUGAAUGUUUUGUAAAUGUAUUGGUCCUGUGUUGUAUUUUGUAGCUUUCAGUUCUCACUUGUAUGUAUGGAUUCUGUAGUUACACAUUAAAGUCAUGACUUGCA